ACAUACACAUACAUACACACAACACACAUACAUACCUAUACAUACACACACAUACAUACAUACAACACACAUACAUACAUACAUACAUACAUACAUACAUACAUACAUACAUACAUACAUACAUACAUACAUACAUACAUAUACAUACAUACAUACGAACAAACAUACUCAUAUAAUAUGAGAUCAUCAUACAUAAUAUCCAAAAAUAUUAUACCUACAAUUUUCAGAUUAUAAUCACAUUCGGAAAAAAUGACUCGCUAAAGCAUACGUUAUACAUCGGAAUAUAUCACACACACACACACACACACACACACACGGAAACUCACACAUAGUCACAAUUAUAAAUAUUGAAACAUUCCAAUCCAACAGAGUACCAUCCUAAAUUAUAUUUUACACCCCGCCACCCGUCCUCACGCCCUAACAAUAUCAUCCGACUACAGACCUGUACAAGCCUGUAGUGACACGUCCGAGUAUUGUCGAUGAAUUUCAGGCAGAAAGUAGUGCACACAGAGCAAAAUUAAAUCAGUCUGUUAACUACAGUUCAAGACGUUCAAGUGUCAAGUCGUGUUAUUUCAGAGUUCUUAUGUGUUUUUAAAGUGUAUACAAAUAUUUUACAAGUUUUAUAAAAAUCAAAUUAUUUAUUUUACUUUAAUGAACACCAUAGUUCAUUUUUUCACCACUAGUUCCGAUAUUAGCGCAUACGUUAAUAUUCGCUUAGAUAAAACUAUUUCACACUGUUAUUUAAAGUACAAUAUAUUUUUCUAUAAUUCAUUACCCAUCUAUUCGUUGAAGGUAAAGUCUUGUUUCGCGAGUUCGACUAGUGUUCUUCAGUUUUCAUCAGACGUAAUCAUGUUCCCCUGUAGUAUAUGUGGUAAAACCUUUACUCGAAUCAGUAGUUUACACAGACAUGCCAAGUCACAUGAUGUUUCCAAAAAGAUUUCAUGCAAUAUAUGCUCAGAAAUAUUCACGCGAAAAGAUAACCUCAUCAGACAUACCAAGGAUAAACACCCUUCAAAUAUUGUAGUUCAACAACAACCAACCAUAACCAAGCAAGAAAUUCAAGAUUUUUUUUACACCAGCUGAACACAUUUACGAUUAUAAUGUUCAAUCUCGCAAUGGUCAUAAGCGCCCAUAUCAUACGGAAAAUUCGAAUGAAGCAGCAAAUGCUAAAAAGACACGCAUGAGCAUCGUCAAGACACGAGGAUUCAUCAAGACAGGCACAUCGUUAUCGAAUAAAAUCAAUUGGUAUUACGUGAAAAAUACAGAUAACUUGACCAACUACAGAACAUUUUUAGAAUCAACAAAAAAAGACUUAAUAGAACUACUCAAGUCACUAUCAGCAAAACAACCAAUUAAAUAUAAUCUUAAAUUAGAAGCAACAUAUGAACGCCCGAACGUAGAAAAUUCAGCAGAGAAUAGAGCAUUUAAGACCUCAGCUAAGGAAAUGUUUAUAGAUACAGAUAUUGAAGCUAAAAUUAAUCAAGAUUUUGUCAACCUUUUGCUUGAAGAAGAAAUGUAUACUUCUAAAGGAAGUGGAUUUACACUACAAUCAAUAGAUGGUUUACUGUUAGGAGUAUAUAGUUAUUUCCCUAUGGGUGGUUCGUCUUAUAUUACACUUCCAGAGGACAUAAAAAAUAAAAAAGCAAUUAUCAAUCCCCAAAACUCAGACCAACAGUGCUUCAAGUGGGCAAUCAUAGCGAGACACGUUUCGGGUAAUGCCAAAAAUCAAGUGGCUGAAAAUUAUACAUCGCUCGAGGACAAAUAUAAUUUUUCUGGUUUAACAUUCCCAACACCUGUGAGGGAAAUAAAAACAUUUGAAAAAAAUAAUCCGAAAAUAUCAGUCAACGUUUAUGGAUUAAAAAAAGAAAAGAAUAAGAAACAUAUUGUUUAUCCACUUAAGGUUGCGGAUGAAGAAAAAAAAUAUCAUUUUGAUCUCUUACUAAUUACUGAUGGUAAUAAAAGCCACUACACCUACAUUUCUAACCUUUCGAGGCUUGUGAGAUCACAAAAAACAUUACACGCCGAAAAUGUUGUAUUUUGCAAACGAUGUUUUACCAGUUUUGACAAUAUACAUACAAAAUAUAAGUUAAAAGGUCAGGCGGGACUUGAACAACACAAGUUGAUAUGUGGAGCACAUAAGCCAAUUCUGCCUAAGAUGCCUGAGCCCGGUACAUUGUUAGAGUUCGAUGGGUGGAGUAACACUGAAAGACAUCCGUUCGCGAUAUAUGCCGAUUUCGAGGCACUCCUUGUUAAAUGCGAAGAAAAAAAAGGCAAAAAAACAGCAGCUUUUCAAAAGCACGAGCCAAUGAGCUAUGGAGUUUUCGUAAAGGCUUCAGAAAACGUCCCCAUUGAGUUGCUUGAGAAAUAUGACAUACCAACAUCACCUAUUAUUUAUCGUGGAAGCGAGUCACAUCAGGAUGUAGCCAAGCGUUUCGUUAAUGAAGUAACAGAGAUCGCGAGAAGAGUUCAAGAUUUACUUAAAACAAAUAAACCCAUCAUAAUGACAGAAAAAGAGCAAAUAGCACAUGUCUCGAAAAGUACAUGCAAUCUAUGUGAAUGUAAUUUUUCUAUCAAAAACCAAAAGGUGGCAGAUCACUGCCAUCUAUCAGGGACAUUUAGGCAAACUUUAUGCAAUACUUGCAACCUGAAACUCCAAAAACCUAACUUUAUACCGUGCUUUCUACACAAUUUGUCUAAUUACGAUGCACAUUUCAUCGUAACCGAACUCGGAAAUGACACUAAAUCAAUCUCAGUAAUUCCAAACAGUGAAGAAAAAUACAUUUCAUUUUCAAAACACGUUACCAACAACUUUUCAAUUCGAUUCAUAGACUCUUGUCGAUUCAUGGCAUCAAAGUUAUCAACACUCGCAGAAAAUUUAUUAACACCAGGGUUCAAGAAGUUCAGAGAAACCGCAAAAGCAUUCGCACCCAGAGAUAUGAAUCUCGUCACACGUAAGGGUGUAUACCCUUACGAGUUUACCGAUAGUUGGGACAAGUUAGAAGAAACGAUUUUGCCUCGGAAAGAAGAUUUUUAUAGCACAUUAACGGAAGAACAUAUAGACGAUGAGGAAUACGAACACGCAGUCACAGUAUGGAACCAUUUCAAAUGCAAAACCCUAGGAGAAUAUAGCGAUUUGUAUCUAAAAAUUGACGUGCUGCUGUUGGCUGACGUGUUUGAAAAUUUCAGAGACAUGUGCAUUUCUACAUACAAUUUAGACCCUGUUUACUACUUUACAGCUCCAGGUUUUAGUUUUGACUGUAUGUUGAAAUAUACCAAAGUCAAACUAGAAUUACUCUCUGAUUUUGACACCCACUUAUUUUUCGAAAAUUCAAUCCGCGGCGGCCUCACACAAGCAAGUAUGAGGUACGCUAAAGCUAAUAAUGAAAAAACCCAAGAUUAUGACCCAACAAAGUCAAAAUCGUGGAUAGUUUACCAAGAUUGUAACAAUUUGUACGGGUGGGCAAUGUCACAGCACAUGCCAUACGGUGACUUUAAAUGGGUGGAGCCUAAGUUAGAUGGAUUAGAUGCUUUGACGCCGACGUCAGAUAUAGGCAGAGUGUAUGAGGUAGACAUAUCAUACCCUAAUGAACUCCAUGACUUACACAACGAUCUUCCAUUUUUACCUGAGAACAAAAUUCCUCCUGGUUCAAAAGUGAAAAAACUUAUGGCGACACUUCAUUCAAAAAAAAAUUACGUAAUCCAUUAUCGAAACCUGCAGCAAGCCAUAGCAAAUGGUUUAAUUGUAGAAAAAGUACACAGAGUUUUAGAGUUCAAACAAUCGGAUUGGCUUGCAAAAUACAUUAAAUUAAAUACCGAAAUGAGGAAGAACGCAAAGAAUGAAUUCGAAAAGGAUUUCUUCAAACUCUUAAACAAUGCAGUUUUUGGGAAAACUAUGGAAUCUUUACGGAAACGUUUUAAGAUGGAACUAGUUUCAUGUCCACAAAGAUUACAAAAACUAAUCAACAAGCAAACAUUUAAACAUUGUACGACAUACAGUGAAAAUCUUGCUGCUGUCUCAUUGGAAAACAAAAUUAUCAUGUUUAACAAGCCAAUAUAUAUAGGUUUCGCAGUAUUAGAUAUCAGUAAAACCAUGAUGUACGAUUACCAUUUUAAUGUAAUGAAGGCGCAUUAUGGUGAUAAUAUCAACCUCAUGUAUACAGAUACAGAUUCACUGAUAUAUCACAUUAAGACUGACGAUUUUUACAAAGAUUUGAAGUGCAAUUCAAACUUACUUGACCGGAUGGAUACUUCAGAUUUACCGAUAGACCAUCCAUGCUACAUUUCCGAACGAAAGAAAAUUCCAGGAUUGUUCUCCGAUGAGGGAAAGGGACAGCUAAUUACCCAGUUUAUCGCGCUUCGAGCAAAGUCAUACGCUUACAUUUUGAACGACAAGGAGAAAAUUAAGGCAAAAGGCGUACGAGGGCACGUAGUUAAAAAUCACAUGACUUUCAAUGAUCAUUUCGAUUGCCUUUUCGCCGAUGACGAAAAAGAGAACUCUAAACUGUAUACUAGGGAAAAUGUAUCCAUCAGAUCAUUCAACCAUAAGAUACGAACAAUCAAAUCCAAAAAAUUAUGCUUCAACCGACAAGAUGAUAAGCGGAUAGCAAAGACCGAUAGAAUACAUACCUACGCUCAUGGACAUUUUAAACUCGAUUGUUAAUUGUAUUUAAAAAAAAAAAAAAAAACUAUAAACAUACAUAUAUAUUUGUAAAUUAUAUUUAAUUUUAUAAAUGUUUAGGUUAAUUUAAUUUUUAUUUUGUGAAAUAUCUCUGUAGAUAUUAAUUAGUUUAUUAUUUUUGUAAAAUAGCUGUGUAGAUAUUAUUGUGUUUUGUUUUUUAUUUUGUAAAAUAUCUCUAUAUAUAUAUUAAAUUGUUUUUUUUUUUGUAAUAAAGUCACUUAUCAUAAUUCAAAUCUUUUUAUUAUUUUUGAUAUAUUAUUUCCUUUUCUCGCAUGUAUAAUUCUUUACAUCUGAACAUACAUUGUAAAGGUACAUGUAUGCUAGAACAAUAUAAGUAUACUAUCAUGGCUUCAUAUUAUUUAAUGCUAAAUGUUGG
Metopolophium dirhodum (rose-grain aphid) is the source of this 5054-nucleotide messenger RNA. RefSeq lists its product as uncharacterized. The transcript has 5 exons. The record is from RefSeq and is a predicted model, not a curated record. Bases 1181 to 4660 code for a protein of 1159 amino acids. NCBI's taxonomy places the organism in Eukaryota, Metazoa, Arthropoda, Insecta, Hemiptera, Aphididae.